Messenger RNA from Achroia grisella, 2000 nucleotides. RefSeq lists its product as uncharacterized. The transcript has 9 exons. Gene Ontology annotation, biological process: long-chain fatty acid metabolic process; fatty-acyl-CoA biosynthetic process. NCBI's taxonomy places the organism in Eukaryota, Metazoa, Arthropoda, Insecta, Lepidoptera, Pyralidae. Gene Ontology annotation, molecular function: long-chain fatty acid-CoA ligase activity. Gene Ontology annotation, cellular component: mitochondrion. The coding region runs from base 211 to 1923 and encodes 570 amino acids. The record is from RefSeq and is a predicted model, not a curated record.
GAUUACCGAUAAUUACACUUCUAACAUAAAAAUAGCCAAUUUAUUGGACUGUAAAAAAGAUAAAUUUAUAUCAACACUAAUCUAUAACUAUAAAUGAUAACAGUUAUGUGGUAGUGAUAAUAUUUUUAAGUGUAUAUUUAGUAGUGUAAGUGAUAUGUCACGUGACAUUAGUAAUUACGAGUAACAAUUAUUAAAUUAUAUGAGAACAAAAUGGCAACUGUAAAAGUAUUUUCUAGAAGCAUAACAAGACUAUUAGUAAGCCGUAACUAUAUAUUGAAUAAACAUGUAAACGAAAGUACGUGGACUACAGGUAAUAUAGUAAAAUCACCAGCCAAAGAUGUGGAUUUACCCAAUACAUUGAUAUCUGAACAUAUAUGGGAGAAUUUGGACAAAUGGCCCGACAAGACUGCUGUUCUAUGUGGCAUUACAAAACGAUCCUUCACGUAUCAUGAACUGUACAAGAGUUCAAGGAAUCUGGCAGCAAAAUUGAGGAGUAGUCUUCAAAUACGAGAUGGCGAUGUUAUAUGUAUUAUGAUGUCAAACUCACCAGAUUAUGCAUUGGCCAUACUUGGAACACUGCAAGCUGGUGCUGAAGUGACUACAGUGAAUCCUAUUUAUACAGCUCAUGAAGUACAUAGACAGCUUUUGCUUUCAAAACCAAAAUUAGUAAUUGGCAAUCCAGAAACUAUUCCAGUUAUAAAAGAUGCACUUAAAUUGUCCAAGAUGAAUAUUCCUAUAAUUGCUUGUAAAGGAUACAUUAGUAAUGAAUUACCGGACGGUGUUAUAUCAUUAGAUGAACUAGCUAAUGCUGUUCAUGUAGAUUAUGAUGUCCUCAAAGAAGUUUCUAGAACGCCAGACGAUGUAGCUCUCUUACCAUAUUCCAGUGGCACAACAGGUCUUCCUAAAGGUGUAGAGCUGACUAAUAGAAAUAUCGUAUCAAAUUGUGCUCAGCAAAAUACUGUAGGACUAAGACACUACCAGGAUACCACAGGCUCUUAUCAGGAUGCGAUAUUGGCAGUUUUACCAUUUUAUCAUAUUUACGGCUUGUCAAUUAUUUUACUACAUAAGCUAUCGGUUGGAGUGAAAGUUGUUACUCUGCCUAAAUUUCAGCCACAGAGUCUUUUAACUACGUUACAGGAGCAGAAAAUUAGUAUAUUUUGUGCAGCGCCUCCACUGAUAUUAUUCUUGGGAUCUAAUCCUGAAGUCAAAAAUGAACAUUUAGAGAACAUAAACAUUAUCACAUGCGGUGCAGCACCGCUCCCAAAAUUAGACAUUUACCGAGUAUUGAGCAAAGCAAAGCAAAAUUUGGAUUUCUUGCAACUGUAUGGACUAACAGAAACAGCUCCAUUAGUUACAACUAUGCCAAAUAAUGGUAAGAACUACGUAACAGCUGGUGUUGCUAUUCCCAACACUGAAAUAAAAAUUGUAAAUAAUGACGGCAAUGCCUUGGGACCUAAUGAGGUAGGUGAACUAUUAGUACGAGGUCCUCAAGUUAUGAAAGGCUAUAGAAAUAAUGUGGAAGCAACAAAAAACGCAAUCACAGAAGAUGGAUGGUUUAAGACUGGUGAUAUUGCUUCUAUUGACGAGGAGGGCGCUGUUACUAUAACUGAUAGAGUUAAAGAAUUGAUAAAGGUGAAAGGUUAUCAAGUAGCACCCGCGGAGUUAGAAAGCAUUCUCCGAGAACAUCCCGAUGUUCAAGAUGCUGGUGUAGUUGGCGUGCCUGAUCCAAGAACCGGAGAAAUUCCGAAAGCAUUUGUCGUUGUAAAAGAGGGCUCUAAUGUUGAAGAAGCAAACAUAUUAAAUUACGUAUCAGAAAGAGUGGCUGAAUUUAAAAGAAUCAAAGAAAUCGUAUUCUUGGACAGUCUUCCAAAAAAUCCUUCUGGAAAACUCUUAAGAAGGGUCCUCAAAGAUAAACACGCUUAAAAUUGUAUAUGUUAAUUUUACUUCUAUUAACAAAUGAUAAAUGUAUAUUUUUGUAUUGAAUUAAAUUUUAUAUCUAG